AGCGGCAGAGCACAUUCAUUGUAGUUAUCGGAUCCCAUUAAAACCAACGCCGUUACGCAACACCUAAACUCUAAUCUCACUCUAUUAUUAUCCUAAUCUACAAUCUAAUCCUCUAUCAAUCUCAACUAAUCAAAAAUCUACAGAAUCAAUCCAUGGAAUCAUCAAUUCUUCCUACACUGAUUCAACUACGAGCAUCUGCAAACUCAUUUCUAUCUCAAUUCGAACCGCUAGCAAUCGUUGUUGCUCCUAUCGUUUCGUUUCUAGUCGCUAGGGUUCUUCAAUCGUUUAUUCAACUAAUUCAUGAAAAAGGAGUCAAAGCAACGGUUAUUGGAUUCGUCAUGACACUGUUCAAGUUGGUUCCUGGUGUGCAGAAGUAUAUUGAUGCCGAGAAACAAAAGGUUGUUGACAAAUUGCAAUCUUCUGGUAAAUCUUCAAGGGAUGGUUGGAAAACUGAGCUCCCAAAUACGGGAUUAGGAACAAAGGUUCUAGAACAAAUGAAAGACCUCAAACAAAAAGAUCCAGCUUGGCAAGGCAAAUGUUCUGGUACAGUAUAUAUUGGAGGAAAUGAAUCUGAAGGUCACUUUUCAUUAAUAAACGAGGCAUGUUCAAUGUUUGCACAUACCAACCCGUUACAUUUAGAUGUAUUCAAGAGUGUUGUGAGAUUUGAGGCAGAAGUGGUUGCAAUGACUGGCGCUCUUUUCGGAAGUAAAGAAAAGGCAUCCGGAGGGAAAAUAUGUGGCAAUAUGACUUCAGGAGGAACAGAGAGUAUAUUAAUGGCUGUCAAAUCGUCACGUGAUUAUAUGAGGGCGAAAAAGAAUAUUACAUGUCCGGAAAUGAUAAUACCUGAAUCUGCACACUCAGCUUAUGACAAAGCUUGUCAAUAUUUCAAAAUCAAAUUGUGGCGUGUUCCCGUGAAUAAGGAAUUUCAAGCAGAUGUUAAAGCUAUCAGGAAAUAUAUCAACAAAAACACCAUUAUGAUUGUUGGAUCGGCUCCUGGUUUUCCACAUGGAAUCAUUGACCCAAUAGAGGAGCUCGGUGAAUUAGCAGUUAGUUACAGGAUUUGUCUGCAUGUAGACCUUUGUCUUGGUGGUUUUGUGUUACCUUUUGCACGUAAACUCGGGUACCCAAUUCCACCAUUUGAUUUUACAGUUCAAGGAGUGACCUCUAUAUCAGCAGAUGUUCAUAAGUAUGGGUUGGCACCCAAAGGGACUAGUAUAGUGUUAUACAGAAAUCAUGAUAUUCGGAAGCAUCAGUUUGUUGCUGUUACCGAGUGGUCUGGUGGUCUAUAUGUAUCUCCAACAAUUGCUGGUAGCCGACCUGGAAACGUGAUUGCCGGAGCUUGGGCAGCUAUGAUUUCAUUAGGGCAAGAAGGUUACCUUGAGCACACAAGAGAGAUAAUGGAAGCAUCAAAGAGGAUACAACAAGGAGUGAAAGAGAUCCCCGAAUUGUUUAUCAUUGGAAGGCCAGAUAUGACAAUUGUGGCGUUUGGCUCUAAUGUAAUUGACAUAUUUGAAGUGAAUGACAUAUUGUCCUCUAAAGGCUGGCAUUUUAGUCCCUUGCAGAGACCCAACAGCAUUCAUAUCUGUGUGACCCUUCAACAUGUGCCUGUUGUUGAUGAAUUCCUCAACGAUUUAAAGGAUUCAGUGCAAACUGUGAAAAGGAAUCCCGGGCCAAUAAGCGGAGGACUUGCGCCGAUAUAUGGUGCAGCCGGGAAGAUUCCGGAUAGAGGUAUGGUUAGCGAAUUACUGGUAGACUACAUGGAUAAUGCAUGCUAAUAUGAUUCUUGGGGUGUUUGGAUCCACUUAUCUGUCAAAAGCUUUCGAAGGAAAGGAUAGUGGAAAUUGUGUGUUGAUGAUAUGUAAACUGUUUUAUACAAGUUUGUAGAUGUAUAUGUUAAAGUAAUUCAAAUACCAUCUAUUUUUAACCCUGAAUUUGCAAGUGUUGGUUGAAUUGAAAA
Molecule: messenger RNA, 1957 nt
Organism: Helianthus annuus (common sunflower)
Lineage: Eukaryota; Viridiplantae; Streptophyta; Magnoliopsida; Asterales; Asteraceae
Product: sphingosine-1-phosphate lyase
Exons: 15
Coding region: 153-1775 (540 amino acids)
Biological process (GO): carboxylic acid metabolic process; sphingolipid catabolic process
Cellular component (GO): endoplasmic reticulum
Molecular function (GO): sphinganine-1-phosphate aldolase activity; pyridoxal phosphate binding
Source: RefSeq, a predicted model, not a curated record